UCUUUUCUUCUGCAAAGAGAAUCUCCAAAGAUGUUCGUCACAAGAUUACUAAGCUUCAGACCUCGGCGCGGGUACCCAAGGAAUCUAAAGCGCAACAUCGCCAGCAUAUCGAUUCUGACACGGGUUCCCGCAACUAUAUAUCGUCUCCAGCAAGGACCACGCUCAAAUCUUCUUGCUCCUCAUCCAGAGGGCGAGGGUAUACCGAUCGACGAAGUUCAGUUAGACCGGGAUGGACUUGUCAAGACUGGAUUGUCUCUGAAAGAACCUUUGUUCAAUGGAGCGAUCUUUAUGCCCAACACUCAUCUGAUGCAGGAAUUGACCAGAGAUGCUUUCGAUGCUUAUUUUGAACAAGACGAAUCGUGCAAGCCCGUUCUUGUUCGAUUGGCUAAAGGGACCAUGGUUCCAGAGUCACUUCAACUCCUUCAACAAGACUCGCAAUUCGCGCUACAACCCAUCCCUCCUCGGAGGUUGGCCGAGCUGAACGAAUGCCUUGACGAAUUCUACAGUGCCUAUGCAACAAUUAUUGAUGCUGGGGACUGGUAUCAGAAGAAUGCUUUCGCCGAUGCCACUCCUGAUGAAGAGCCCCAUAUUUGGACUGAGCUCUAAGGUGACACAGAUCUACGUGCAGUUGCACGCGUCGCUUCCGUGGUAGGCAGAGUAUUGGUUCAUAGGGUUCUUACCAGGGUCUCUAAUAGAGUGUUGACUGAAGCAGUCGACAAUAUCGGCCGUUUUCAGGUGGGACGAGCCAGUGACUGAUCAUAUCUCCCAGAAGACCUUGUUCUCGUCCACGAAUUUGGUGGACAAUACUCCUUGCAACCCAAGGUCGAGAUGACCUUGCCGGAAUUGAACGCCAAACUCACUGCAUUCUAUCCUAGUCAGGCGAGUGCCUUGACAAAGGAGGAUUGGCAGAAGCAAUACCCCGAGGCCACUGAAUAGUGGCAGAUGCCUCCAUGGAGAGGAUGCAGGAGAUGAGAGACUGGCAGUAUAUAGUUAGCAUUUUGGUCGACAACAUGAGCUUCCAAGUAUCCGUACUGAAAG
Messenger RNA from Exophiala oligosperma, 1038 nucleotides. RefSeq lists its product as uncharacterized. The transcript is spliced from 5 exons. The record is from RefSeq and is a predicted model, not a curated record. The coding region runs from base 31 to 606 and encodes 191 amino acids. Lineage: Eukaryota; Fungi; Ascomycota; Eurotiomycetes; Chaetothyriales; Herpotrichiellaceae.